AGCCGGUACCGCCACCGGUACCGUCGCGAUCUCCGCCGGCAGCGGGAAGAGGAACAACUGGAAAGUGAAACUAAGCUUGCUGUGUUUAAAUAAAAAGCAGACUGAGAACAUGGAGCUGGAACAGGGAUCGGAGCAAGUUUAUGCCUUAGAAGACUAUGGAGAGCAUCCUGUUUGUAUUUAAUUGACACUGAAAAAAACCUCAGUCAGCACAGUCAGAUCCCUUGCGUCCACUGUUGGCUCUCAAAGGUUACUAAAAUUUUAGCAGCUGCUGUGAACCAGACCUAACCUUCACGUGCUGUUGCUUCUCCCCACACCCCACUGUGCUGCUGCUUUGCUCUUGCCUGCUUCAGAACUUCAUAAGAGAGUUUCUUUUUUAAAUAGCCACAAUGAAACUUAGGCUAGAAGUGUGUACCAUUCUUUUGCUGCCUGUGUACUUGUUAAUCUCCUUGUACAGUAUGCUGGUAUUUAUUCCGUGGUAUUUUCUUACCAAUGCUAAGAAGAAAAAGGCUAUGGCAAAACGGUUAAAAGCCAAACCCAUCUCGGACAAACCUGGGAGCCCCUACCGCUCUGUCACUCAUCUGGACUCACUAGCAAACAUCAACAUUCCUGGAGCAGACACCUUGGACAAGCUGUUUGACCAUGCUCUUGCAAAGUUUGGGAAGAAGGACUGUCUUGGAACCAGAGAAAUACUGAGUGAAGAAAAUGAAAUGCAACCAAACGGAAAAGUCUUCAAAAAGUUAAUUUUAGGAACUUACAGAUGGUUAUCCUAUGAAGAAGUAAAUGAGAAAAUGACUCGCCUGGGGAGUGGACUGACAGCCCUGGGUCUGACCCCCAAGAGUACUGUUGUCAUAUUCUGUGAGACCCGAGCAGAAUGGAUGAUUGUAGCUCUGACCUGCUUCAAGUACAACUUCCCUCUUGUCACUCUCUAUGCCACCCUGGGUGAAGAGGCAGUGACCUAUGGCCUCAACGAGUGUGGAGCAUCAUAUCUGGUCACGAGUGUGGAACUUCUUGAGAGCAAACUUAAGACUGCACUACCACAAGUCUCCUGUCUGAAACAUAUCAUUUAUGUGGACAAGAAGACUAUCAAUAAAUCAGAAUACCCUGAAAACGUGGAGAUCCAUAGUAUGCAGACAGUGGAAGAGCUGGGAGCCAAACCAGAAAACUCAAGUAUUCUGCCAAGCAGACCUGUUCCUACAGACUUGGCUUUAGUAAUGUACACCAGUGGCUCUACUGGAAGACCCAAAGGAGUGAUGAUGCAGCAUAAAAACUUAAUAGCUGGAAUGACAGGACAGUGUGAGAGGAUACCUGGACUGGGCCCCAAGGACACUUACAUUGGUUACUUGCCUCUGGCCCAUGUGUUAGAACUGACAGCAGAAGUUUCCUGCAUCACGUACGGCUGCAGGAUCGGAUAUUCCUCUCCACUCACUCUCUCGGAUCAGUCAAGUAAAAUUAAGAAGGGAAGCAAAGGAGACUGCACUGUACUUAAGCCUACACUGAUGGCAGCUGUGCCUGAAAUAAUGGACAGAAUUUAUAAAAAUGUCAUGAGUAAAGUUCAAGAGAUGAACUAUAUCCAGAGAACUCUGUUCAAGAUAGGCUAUGACUACAAAUUGGAACAGAUCAAGAGGGGAUACGAUGCACCUCUGUGUAACAUACUAUUGUUUAAAAAAGUAAAGGCCCUGCUGGGAGGGAACGUCCGUAUGAUGCUCUCUGGAGGAGCACCACUCUCACCUCAAACACAAAGAUUCAUGAACAUCUGUUUUUGCUGUCCUGUUGGUCAAGGCUAUGGACUAACAGAAACUUGUGGAGCUGGAACCAUUACAGAAGUUGCUGAUUACAGCACUGGCAGAGUUGGAGCUCCUCUUAUUUGCUGUGAAAUAAAACUGAGAGAUUGGCAAGAAGGGGGUUAUACUAAUAAAGACAAGCCUAAUCCUAGAGGAGAAAUUGUAAUUGGUGGACCUAAUGUCUCAAUGGGAUACUUUAAAAAUGAAGAGAAGACAACAGAAGAGUUUUCCAUUGAUGAGAACGGUCAGAGAUGGUUCUGUACAGGAGACAUCGGGGAAUUCCAUCCCGAUGGGUGUCUGCAGAUCAUAGAUCGUAAGAAAGACCUGGUAAAGCUACAAGCAGGAGAAUAUGUAUCUCUGGGCAAAGUAGAGGCAGCACUGAAGAACUGUCCAUUGAUUGACAAUAUCUGUGCUUAUGCCAAAAGUGACCAGUCUUACGUGAUCAGUUUUGUGGUUCCUAAUCAGAAGAGGCUGAUGGCUUUGGCUGAGCAGAAAGGCAUCAGUGGAACCUGGGUGGACAUUUGUAACAAUCCGACGAUGGAAGCGGAAAUACUGCGAGAGAUUAAAGAAGUAGCAAACAAGAUGAAAUUAGAAAGGUUUGAAAUACCCAUCAAAGUACGGCUAAGCCCUGAACCCUGGACCCCAGAGACUGGCUUGGUAACAGAUGCUUUCAAGCUGAAAAGGAAAGAACUGAAAAACCAUUACCUCAAUGACAUCGAAAGAAUGUACGGAGGCAAAUAAAGCAGCUCUGUUGGCCAGGCAGUUGUGCAGAUGGUUCUUCUCAUGCCUCAGUUCUGGAUGUCUGUGUAUACUGUAGAUAUCACGCAUUCAAAAAACACACCAAAUAGGUGACUUUCUGUAAUCUCUAUCGAGUAAAACAGAAUAUCUUAGACUCCAAGUUCGUAAUUAUUAGAGAUUAGACACUGAUGGUCUCCAUAGAGUUUCAUGUGAUAAUCUCCAGUUUCAAGACAGACAUCAUUAUGUGAAGCAGUAUGACCAGGUAAUUUUAUUAUUAUUGUUUCUCUAGCAUAUUCAGACUGCUUGCAACUUCUGUUUAACUCAUGCUGAAGUAUGAUCUAUGUUUCAAAGAGUUAAAAAUAAUGUGAUUGUGGUGAUUCUUCUGUCAUAAUAAGACACUUAGCAAAGGAGGAAAGAGGAGUAUCUAAUGUCUACCCUUCUCCAUUUAAAAACAAAACCAACAACAUUAGUCAAGAACUUGCUAGAGAUCACUAAUAACACUGCUUAAGAAUGGAUGGGUUCCUCUGCACAUCAGUAUCUUGAUUAUUUACAGUGCCUACAACAGAAUAUAAAGUACACUUACUGAAAUAAAGGUGAACUGAAAAGCUUUCUAAAAACAAGUUAUAUGAAAUUUCAUUCAAGAGCAUUGAACUAACUGUUUCAACUCCCAACUCACCAAACAGAUUUUACUCGCCGCUGUAUUUUAAUUCAAGCAGAGCUUUCCACUGGGACACAGCGUAGAAGAAAACAAAGACUUGUGCUGCUACAGGGGGUACUGAUGAGAAAUCAGUGCCCAAGUGCAGGAUGCAAAACUUGCAUCUCAACUGGCAAACAGCAGUGAAACUGAGGGCAGUGGUCUCUAAACAGACUUGAAACUCAGAGGAGUUGUGGUGGGUUUUAUUGAGAGGUGGUUGGUGGUUUUGUUUUCAAGGCACCGAUCCUCUAGACCUUCACAUGCAUGUGAGUAAUGGUACAGGUCACCUGUACAGAAUUUAGAGGCUCAGGCUUUAAAGGUCUGUCUUUGCUUUAUGGAAAGGUAUUUCUGUUCACCUUUUAGCUAUGGUAAGCUUAACAAGGCAACCAGAAACCAACUGUAGUUUCCCUGUCUAGCGUUGUUUUACUUACAGAAAAGUAAUUUGUGGCUAGGGAAUUUUUGUUUUAUGGAACUUGUAAAAAGGGACAAAUCACUCUUUACAGAAAUUCAUUACAAAAAUGUUCUCUUAUUAACUGGAAGUCAUAGAUGUAAAAGAGUGGGAAGAUAUAAUUUAAUAAUACUUCAUCAUUUUUUGUGCCGAAUCCUGUACUGUGUCUUCUUUUGAAUUGUAACUGAGCUCCUGCAUCCCUGCCAGCUCUUCACACUUGAACCAUAAGUGCUGUAAAAAGUGAAGGCUCUUGAUACUCUUCUACUUUGCACUUUCUUAGUUGUUUUAUAUAUGUUGCUUACAUUUUGUACAGCUGUGGCCCUCAACUGCUAUAUAUUACAAAUGCACUUGAAAGUAUAUAUAGAUUUCUAUUCAUAAUAUUUGUGUUGUGUAUAUGAUGGUUAAAAAGAAAAACUAUUUGGUAUUGUCACUGUACAGAAAGUAAAAGAUUUUGUACAACGCUUCUCGAACACAUGAGCUUGUAACUUCAGGGCAAGGUUUUUUUCUUUCAUUGCAUGUAUGUGUAUUUUUCUUUUUUCCAGUUAAAAUAGACUUUGGCAAAAAUAAAUCAUGGCUAUAUACUCCUCAGCUAAAUCAUCCCUCCUCCUGGGGACCAACUUGAAACUUCCCAAUGCAUAACUUUCUCUGCCUAGACCAGAACACUGCCAGCUCAUCUUCCAAGAACCCCGAGGGGAAAGAGGAAAAGAAAACGGUAUAUAAAGCUGACUGUAUCUCGUUGUGCAUGGAACUACAAGAGUCACUAAAAGGAACAAGGAAGUAGCUUUUCUAAAAAAAUUAAAUUAUUAUUUUUUUUUAAGACACAUACAGUUGGUUUACAACAACAGGAAGUACUUCCCAUAUCAGUAGCAACUUUUCAAAUUACUUGGUCCUGGAGCCAGGUUACCAAUUUUUCUGUGUUAAAACAUGGUCACUAUUAAAUAGCCUUUAGUCAGCCUGUCAGCAUCACAAAAGUGAAGUACAUAUGAAAAAGAUACUUGCACUUGAGUCUGUCAGGAGGCUAUAAGACUUUUUGUUUUUAAAGCCAUGAAUGUAUUUAUAUGAAAUGUAUUUUAUCUUCUGUGUCUUGGUUGACUGAGGAUUGCUAUUUUAAAAAAUAUACAUACACAAUGUUAACAUUUCAAAAAUGGAAUACAACUUAAAUGGUUCAACAAGUCUGUGUUCUGGAAGAUCUUUCUGUAUUGCACAAGUUGUCUCUAGUUACUGUUCUGUGCCUCCCAUUCUGUCUGAAACCAAGCCUAUCUUAGAAGGACUUCUCAAAAGCAGCAGCAAUGAGUACAUGCUACAGAUAUGAAAAACAAAGCCUCCAGGGGGCCUCAUUUUGCUUUUAAGGAAUGAACUAAAUAUGGACAUGCUGCAAAAGGCAAUUUGAUACACCAUCAGCUUUUCAAGCAUUUCUGGAGAAGGGAAAGGUUUACAUCAGGCUGCCUUCAAACAUGGGGUUGUUUGCAAAUAAAAUAACCUGCAGUUUGGAAAGAACUUUAACCUUCAUUUUAAUGAAUUCUGAAUCCUUUUUGUGACAGAGCUUGUGAAGAAAUAGAGGAUGAGCAAGAAUGUGUAAUUCUUGCCAUUAAAAAUAAGGAACUGGGAUGCAGAUGAAGGGAUAGUAAAUUCCUUUAAAACCAUUAUGUGAUAGUUGCUGUAUGCUGUGCUUGGCUGAAAGAACAUAGAACAUGGGACUGAAGUGUGAGGGAGAGGUUCACGUACUACACAUGAAGGUUCCAGAAUGCUCAGAGUAGCUGCAAGUUCUUCAGAAAGCAGGUUCAGAAUUUAAAAUUAUCCUCCUAAGACUGAGAAACAAAUUCAAAGAGAAACAAAAGCUAGUUUGGGCAUAUCCCAUAUAAGAUUCUGUUUAGGCCCCCUACCUCAAAAAACAUGUGGUAUCCAGAGAAAGACAGAGUAUAACUACCUUUUACAGUGGGACUAGAAAGCUUCAUCUAUGAAGGAAGGUUAUAGUUGAGUUUAAGUGGCCUGAAGAGGAACGGCACAUGAUGAGAUGAGUAACCUUCAACUCCAUGCAAUGUUACCCUAAUGGAGGUACAAAGAGCCAUGGCCACAGAAAGAGGAGGAACAGUUAAGUUUACACAGUCACAUUUACAAUUUGACACAGAACUUUAAAACAAUUCCUUACUAGAUACUGAACUAGCUGCCCAAGCUCUCUGCCAUUGAAAGUCUUCAGAGCCUCAAUGAAGGUUAAAUAAAGGCUUCUGAGAAACAGCUUUGGCACAGCCCCUUGGGUGGGGGCUGGCAGAAGAGUCCUGGUCCCUGUACAAAACACAGCAGUGAUGCUGCAUGUAACAGGGGUCAUUAAAUGGCUUGCAAGGGGAAAAGAAGUCUGAACAGGGACAGUAAUGAGUUAUUCCCUCAGGAGCAAGCGAGGUGAUGUUUAACCAGCUGGUGCACGUGUAGUGCCCAUGAUAACACUUGGAGCAUGACAGGAUGCAGAGCUCUGCCUGCCACCUACACCAGUGCUGAACUGCAGGGCUGUGAAAGGAACAGAACACGAGCUGAGAAUGUGGGUCACUAGUUUUCAGCCAACCCCCCCCCAGACCUACCACAUCCCAGAACUAUAGUUU
This is a messenger RNA of Lepidothrix coronata (blue-crowned manakin), 6255 nucleotides long. It is a transcript of the gene ACSL4, whose product is annotated as acyl-CoA synthetase long-chain family member 4. The transcript has 17 exons. Bases 387 to 2522 code for a protein of 711 amino acids. Gene Ontology annotation, molecular function: arachidonate-CoA ligase activity. Lineage: Eukaryota; Metazoa; Chordata; Aves; Passeriformes; Pipridae. Gene Ontology annotation, biological process: neuron differentiation; long-chain fatty-acyl-CoA metabolic process; long-chain fatty acid metabolic process. Gene Ontology annotation, cellular component: plasma membrane; endoplasmic reticulum; lipid droplet. The record is from RefSeq and is a predicted model, not a curated record.